This is a messenger RNA of Aaosphaeria arxii CBS 175.79, 2137 nucleotides long. RefSeq lists its product as uncharacterized. Gene Ontology annotation, molecular function: zinc ion binding; sequence-specific DNA binding; DNA-binding transcription factor activity, RNA polymerase II-specific. Bases 39 to 2057 code for a protein of 672 amino acids. Lineage: Eukaryota; Fungi; Ascomycota; Dothideomycetes; Pleosporales. Gene Ontology annotation, cellular component: nucleus. The transcript has 6 exons. Gene Ontology annotation, biological process: positive regulation of transcription by RNA polymerase II; DNA-templated transcription. The record is from RefSeq and is a predicted model, not a curated record.
GUAAUACUAAUGCUUUCUUUCCAAUUUGCAUCGGGACGAUGUCAAGACGGUUUAAGGGCCGUAGCGCUAUCGCUUGUCUAGCAUGUCAUAGCCAGAAGCUCAAGUGCAGUGGAGGGGACCCGUGCCAAAGGUGUCGCACGCGCGGACGGGAAUGCGUUUUUCCAAUCAGAGACCGGAUAUUAUCUGUAUCAGAGAGCUACAUACGUGAUCUCGAAGCUCAAGUGCAUCAAUCGCAACAAGCGCGUAUGCAGCAGCAGGAUCCUGCUUGCAGCAAUCAUAUGGGUAAUACCAAUGAGAUCGAAAGGUCACAGUCAAUGAAAGACUGCACCGCGGAGUGUUUCGUUCAAUCUGUAAAAGAACUAUCGUCCCUUACAGCGGCUGCUGGGUCGUCUCCUACGGAAUCUAUGUCGAAUGGCCCAGGGCGAUACACAUAUGCUAAGCUUAAAUUUGACUACAUCCAACCUGAGAUUUCGAUACGGCUACCACCUAAGCCGUAUGCCUUACAUCUUCUCGAAAUAUUCGAGGAAGGCUUUUGCGACUAUCACUGGUUCUUGCGGCGGAAGUUUCGCGAACGGCUAAUGCUCUCUUACUCGGACCCCCAAACCCAGACUACUGAUCGGAACUGGCUUUGUCGAGUUUCUGUGGUGCUUGCCCUUGCCGAAACGUGGAAUCGUGGAAGGAGUGCAACUUUAGGGAAUACCAUUCCCAGCCAAGAAAAUGCAGACCCUAUCGCCCGACCCAGUCCAUCAUCAGAUACCAUCGAUGUAUGGGGAGAAACACUUCCAGUGCCACCAGGGUCAGAGCUAUUCGAGCAAUGUUUGUUGCUGCUCAAGAUAUCCCUCGAAGAACCAUCAUUAGAGGAUGUUGAGGCACUUAAUCUAAUAGCGUUUUACAGCUACACCCUCAACAGACGUAAAACGGCCUUUUUCUACGCAAGGCAAAGCUUAUCCCUAGCGAAGCUUCUUUCCCUCGACCAGCCCAGUACUCAUACCUUCGAUUCUGAGCAACGUAUCUUAGAAGAACAUCGGAAACGGAUCUGGUGGACAUGCUACUGUAUGGAUCGAAUGGUGAGCACUGAAUUGGGAAUUGCACCCAUGCAAGAUUCCAUCACCAAAGGGUUACAAUAUCCUGAUUCAAGUCACCUAUCGCCGCCCGAGCGUGCAGACUUUUUCGAACCGUUCUUGCUUACGGCUCAGGUGCAACUCAGUAUCAUCAAAGGCAAGGUUGUUGAAACUGUAACGCAACAACUACAAUUGAAGAGUGACACGGACCCAGUCGCUGUGCUUAAACCCUGCAUGGAUCUAGUUCAGAGUUGGAGAGAAGGUCUGCCUCCGGAUCAAUGCUUCUCAUUCGAUGCCGGAAUUCCUAGUGCGAUGUUUGCGCUUCCUUUCCACAGGGUUUUGGCAUCACUGUAUCUGAGAUACCACCAGUGUAUUAUACUGCUUUUCAGACCCAUCCUCCUUCGCGAUUUAGCUGCGACGGUAGGCGAGAGUGGUCCUUCAGGCUUGUCGCAAUUCAACGAUACCUUUGAAUCAAUGAAGUUGGAGUGCAUAGAGGCCGCUAGGAGUAAUUGUAAGAUUCUAAUGGAUCUUUGCAAGAUGGGCAAGAUUGCCAAGUUUGGAUACUGGGAGUCUCUACAUCUCUUCUCAGGUCUGGCAAUCCUGGCACUGUCUCGUUGCCUGAAUCUCCCAGUGUCGCCCGCUUUAAGAGCUACAGGGAGCGCUUUCAAUGACCGUGAGGUUGAAACAGAGGAUGCUCAGCUAUACACGGGGGCGCGAUGUCUCCUCGUGGAGAUGUCUCGCAUUGGAAACCUCGCCGCGCAAGACUUCACAACCAUGCUGAUAGAUAUUGAAACAAUGGCACGAACGAUUUUAGACAAUCGCCGAAAAGGUCAAUCGAGCAUCGUACAAUCGGCGUCGAAUGGCGGAGACCAAAGCAUACCUGAGGACACAGCUUUUGCGCCCAAAAGCUCAGAUCUCCUGGAUAGUAUUCUUGAGGAGCAAAUGUGGUAUAACAUAGACUGGGAGGACAUUCUCCGAUAUGGAGACGGUACAUAACUAAUUUAAAUAGAUACCCAGAUGCCACAGCGUGUCUUGAUGAUGAUCGUCAUGACUAAUUACUUGAUGUACUUCUUCAA